CCAUCACCUCUACAGACACACAUAUCCAUAAAUAAUGUAUUUGUCUAGUCUCUACAUGUUGUAGUCCAACAUCAAAAUUUACAGUUAAGCCAUAUAUUAUUUUGUCAUACUAUUAGGUGUUAUUGAAAAACAUGGACUCUAACAACUCAUUAAUUUUGUAGACUCGUGGAAAACUUAUGUUGCGUUUGGCAUUAAGUUUAGCUACCAUCGAAUCAAAAGCUCGCCACCUAAUUGUUACUAUUCAAAUAUUUAAAGUGAAGACAUAAGAGUAGCUAAAGUAAAAAAGAACUUUCCCUAUCAAAGUCUCUCCCUCUUUACUCAUGGUUCUCAAUGUAGUUUUCUCACAUUCAAUGCUUUAACCAUAUUAUACUAUCAUACAUAUACGUACAUGCGUCUCUCUUUAUAUAUGUGUUCAAUUCGUGUAUAUAAAUUUACAUACUUCUCUCCCACCCAUAAAAACUCUCUCAACUUCUUAUACUAAUAGAGGAAUAAUACAUUUAUAUUUGUAUUUGUAUGCGUUCGUAUUCGUGUCUGAUGGAGAGAGAUAAAUGCUUGAUGUCGAUGAAGUUCCGACCGGUGGUGACGAGACAAUCCUCGAACGCGGCUUUACUCUGGCCAUUUGGGGAAGAGUAUGGCGGUGGAGGUGGUUGCAUGUGGCCGCCUAGGUCUUACACGUGCAGCUUUUGCGGGAGAGAGUUCAAGUCGGCACAAGCACUAGGCGGUCAUAUGAACGUUCAUCGAAGAGACCGAGCUCGUCUUAAACAACAAUCAUUAUCAUCUUCAUCAACUGACCAAGCCACGCCUCUUGAUUAUGAUCAUCAUCAACAAGUACAAAAACAACCCGAAGUUCUUGACGUGGGACCGAAGUUUCCCGUCCAAGAAGAUUCAAGAAAGCCAAAUGGAAGUAAGAGAGAGAUAAGUGAUGUUUUAGAAAGUUCUAUGAAAAGAUUUGAGCAUUACAAUGAUGAAGUCAAGACUGAUUUAUCUAUCGGUCUAGUGAGUUCUGAGUUCGAUCCUCGGAGGAAGCAACUAAUCAACGGGGUUUUGGCGUCCAAGAAAGCAAAGACUGAUGUUUCAAGAUUGCCGAUGAUGGUAGGGUUGGUCAUCGGAGUAUCCAAGAUCAACGGUCAUCACGAGGAGUUGGAUCUUGAGCUAAGGCUAGGAGCUGAUCCACCAAAGGUUAACUAG
Messenger RNA from Brassica napus (rape), 1188 nucleotides. Its product is annotated as probable transcriptional regulator RABBIT EARS. The transcript has a single exon. Lineage: Eukaryota; Viridiplantae; Streptophyta; Magnoliopsida; Brassicales; Brassicaceae. The record is from RefSeq and is a predicted model, not a curated record. Bases 514 to 1188 code for a protein of 224 amino acids.